AUGGCGGACCCUUUUGAAGUGCGCAUGCGCUUUACCACUCUCCUGACCCAUCUCUCUGCGUCUGCGACGGCAUCGAUCAAGACUGCCCACUAUGCGCUGAAGCACCGGGACAUGGACGAGGACUUGCACUCGUGCAUCCUGGAGAAUCUGGAGCGGGGGAACAACAUGAACAACCGAGCAAACAUCAUGUAUUUUCUCGAACACCACGCCGACAUCAACAUGAAAGAAGGCGGACACGAGGCAUACGUGGAGAUGGUCAAGCGGGAUAUCCGCCGGAUCGUGGAAGCGGUGGCACAGAGUGGCGCAAACGUCAAGGUCGUGAGACGGGUCGUCACGGGCCUGGGCGAGAAGGGAGUCCUUACACCAGAUGUUCUGGCUGGGAUCGAGUCUGGCUUGAAAGAGAAAGAGGAGAGAUUGGGGAGACUACUGGGCGACGAUGAUGGCAAGCCGGGAGGUGAUAAAGAUGCCAUGGAUCUGACCGCGGACGGCGCAGCGGACAGUCAGAAAGUCACGCCGAGACCACCAUCACAGUCGAAAUCGAACGGCGUCUCGAAGAUGGACAAGAGAGCCAUUGAACAGAGGAUUGAGGAGGAUAGAGAACGGAACAAGCGACUGCGCGAGAGUGUCUGGGCAGUGACAGGUGAUGACGACCAGGAGUUAGAGAAGAUGUGGGAAGAAGGAAACUAUCUUGGUGAAGACGAACGUGUCAUUGCUGCCGAAGAAGCAGAGGAGCGACUGCAAUUCACACGAUACCAUCGCAUGAUGUUAGAAAGUUGA
Molecule: messenger RNA, 777 nt
Organism: Capronia coronata CBS 617.96
Lineage: Eukaryota; Fungi; Ascomycota; Eurotiomycetes; Chaetothyriales; Herpotrichiellaceae
Exons: 1
Coding region: 1-777 (258 amino acids)
Biological process (GO): positive regulation of transcription by RNA polymerase I; positive regulation of DNA-templated transcription, elongation
Cellular component (GO): CTDK-1 complex
Source: RefSeq, a predicted model, not a curated record